AUGCCUUCCGUCAAUUACAACGAGAUCAAGCUUGAAAAAGAAGGAAAUGGCAAAAGUCUCUUGCCCAUUCCGCUUGCGCCAGAUUCAGCGCAGAAACGCAAGAAAGAAGACUCCAAAAAGCAACGCCCGAUGAUUACCAAUUCCCAAUCGUCGCCCUCAGGAGAAACAGGGAGCAGCCAAGACGAUGUGGACGAGCUGCAAGGGGAUCACGAAGUUAUCGGGCAGAAACGUCAACACGAUCGGGAACGCGAGAUUGGGCAUGUGAAGAAGAAAAGGAAAGCAAGCCCAGCCAUGAUGUCUGAGCCAAUCAAUGAGGCUUUGAAGCGAAAUUAUGAAGAACUGAGGUCCGACAUGGGUGCCCUCAUUGAGGAGGUCCAAGAUCUCAGGACGAAGCUAUAUGGGACUGGUGCCGUGGCCUCUGAUGCUACAAUUCGUGAGGAGUUCCUGAGUAUCGCUUUCGAUAUAAGGCAAUUCGCUUGCAGAUUUGCUUCGAACUUACGAGAGAAUCUCGAUCCUGAGGCUGUGAAAAAACUCCGUCAUAUCCAUACCAUCACCGACAAAAUCGAACAUUUCCUCGCGCAGCCAUAUUUGCGCCAAAAGCUCUUAGAGUCAUGGAUCUGGUUGUCCAUACUCAAAGCAGUGGCUCCAACCGAUGCUCUGGUCUGGGGAGGCGACAUUGGAAGCUCUGUGUAUCGAACGGUGGUGCUGUCAAAGAGUCGUAUAAAUGACGAUUCUUCCCCGUUAUACGCUGAGCUCCAAGCAUGGAGAUCAAGAUCUGUGAUCCUAUUUGAAAGCAUCCACCGAGGCAACAGAGACACCCAGAUCAAGAAAUUGGCAACUGAAAUUGCCAUUGAUCUGUUUGAGGUUCUUGGAGAUAAAAAUAAUCAGAUUCCUGGCGUCCGAGAUGAUCUGUAUUGCUUGGUCAAGAAGGUCGUGGACUUGGACGUAGUGCUGCGCAAGUCCAAGGCAAGCUUCCACUGGAUUAUGCGAUUCCGCGGUACACCUGUGAAUCGAAGAUUUGGAGACCCCAUUGUGCCCAGAUAUAUGGAAUACGAUGAGAAUGCUGAAUCUCUCGGCCUCACGUAUACAGACUCUGAGUUCAUCGUCGAUCUGAUCGCUUCUCCUGCACUUAUCAAGUCUGGCAACUCUGAUGGUGUUGACUAUCAAAAGAGAACCGUCAUUUGCAAGCAGCAAGUCAUCUGCAACGUCAAAACAGAGGAUUCAAGCACCGAGUAA
This is a messenger RNA of Cryphonectria parasitica EP155, 1236 nucleotides long. RefSeq lists its product as uncharacterized. NCBI's taxonomy places the organism in Eukaryota, Fungi, Ascomycota, Sordariomycetes, Diaporthales, Cryphonectriaceae. The transcript is spliced from 2 exons. Bases 1 to 1236 code for a protein of 411 amino acids. The record is from RefSeq and is a predicted model, not a curated record.